Molecule: messenger RNA, 1491 nt
Organism: Setaria italica (foxtail millet)
Lineage: Eukaryota; Viridiplantae; Streptophyta; Magnoliopsida; Poales; Poaceae
Exons: 5
Coding region: 1-1302 (433 amino acids)
Biological process (GO): circadian rhythm; regulation of DNA-templated transcription
Source: RefSeq, a predicted model, not a curated record
AUGGACGAGUUCCCUCUGAUCAGCGACCACAGUAUGCUCCUCCAAGGCCACGGCAUGUUCGGCGCUGAAGGAUGCCUCGGCAUCCGCAGUUCUUCAGGCGUUCUUUCGUCUGACGGCAAGACAGUCCCAACACAAGAUGACCGCAAGAACAAGGGGAAAGACAUGUUCUACUCCGACUGGCCUGAGCUGGCCUGUUUCGAGCCAAGCCCGAGAAAUUUGGAUCCCACGUUUGAGAUAGGGAGCAACUAUUUUGAGGACGCACUAUGGUCCUCAAUUUUCUCACCAGAGGCUAAGCUUGUACCAAGCAGCUACUUUGACGAUAUCGAUUUCUCGAGUGAUCGAAGUGGGAGCACCGUGGUCAAGCAUGCAAAAAAUUUGGUUCCAUCGAGCAACAUUUUAAUUUCUUUUCUCUUCCACCUUCUGCAGACAAAUCCGACAAAAACCAAGCAACAGCCCAGGAAAGGAGCAAGUGAUACACCUUUGAAUGGCGAUGCACAUGCCAGCUCCUCUUCCUGCCUUUCUGAUGCUAUAGAGCUCGCGAACCAGAUAAGUGGCUGCGAGGGACUAGAGGCUAUUUUUAGCUCAAGUCAGGAAAUGCAAGACCCCACGGCAUCUAGCAGCAUGUGCAGUGGUGAAACAGCAGCUUCGUCUGCUUUCUCAGGUCCAGACUUCGUUGCUGCUCAUCGCAUCCCUUGUCCUUCGAAGAAGCCGCACGAUCCGUUUAGCAGGGCUCCUGACAUGAUCCUCGAGGAGAUGGCUGAAAACCCCCUGGACAUGUACUUUCCUCUGCUGGAAACGUAUGAGCAGCCUGAAAUGCUGAUGAGCGACACCACUUCGGCACAAAAGCAUCGGUUCCCUGAAGAGUUUGCUGGCAGUUCUGCUCUGAACUGCGCGGAGUCACAGUUCUGUUCCAAGGAGAUGGCUUCAGUAGGGUUUCAUGGGCAGCCUAGCUCGGCAAUGGUUCUGCCAGCCGUGCCGGUGAAGGAUCUUGGCUUCCAGAAGCUUCAGGAAGGCAUGAAUCAGCUGGAUCUGGCAACCAAAGGGCGCAUAAGGGACGCCUUGUACCGGUUGGCCAAUAGCGUCGAACAGAGGCAUUGUGUUGCCGGUUCAGGUGGAGGAGGAUUGAGGUCGUCAGGUUCAAAGAGGUUCAGACCGGGUGGAUGGACCGAAACGCAGACGGACCCCAUGGAUCAGUCAGUAGCGCAGCUGCUUCUACAGAAACCCUCUUACCGGAAGGCUGCCCUGCAGCACCGUGUGACAUACUCCUCGACAAGAGACCCGAGUCGCCCCUUGCAGGAGUGAAAUUGUAACCCAUUUGUAUUCUACUCUGAAAUGCGAUAUCUGAAUGUCUGAUGAUGGUGACAUGACAGAAUUGAGUACCCUGUCAGACCGACCCAGUUUUGACAUCUUUCCCUCCAACAGUUACUCUGAAAGUGUACUGCUUGUGCAUGAAAAAUAUUAUAGCACUGCACUACCAGUACAUUGUCUCAU